CGACAAUGUCCCUCCCAGAGCCAAUACCACCAGCACAGGCUGCAGAGCACUCGCCAGCGACUGCCCAGUCCGCACCGGCGCCGGCGGCACCCGUGCCGCCCUCCGACACCGCCCCACCCGUCGUCAACCACCCGCUCCUGCGCAAGAUCACCGGCGUGCGGGACAACCCGCGCGUCGAGUCGUUCUAUGGCGUGCCGUAUGGCGAGGUCCGCAAGCGCUGGACGCAGGCGCAGUUCGUGACGCUGCUGGACGGGCUGCAGGCGGUCAAGCCGGGCCCGCGAUGCCCGCAGCCCCCGUCGCGCGGCGAAGCGGGCUGCGGUCCUCUUCUUCCCCACCUCGAGACGGAGCUCGAGGAGGACGAGUUCAGGUGCUUGAACCUCAACAUCACGCGGCCGGUGGGGUACGACGAUGUGUUCCUGCCCGUCAUGGUGUGGAUCCACGGCGGCGGGUUCAACGUCGGCUCGGCGUCCGAGCCCAUCCACAACCCCGUCGCGUUUGUCGAGUGGUCCGCGUCGCAGGGCCUGCCGGUCAUCGCCAUCGGGGUCAACUACCGUCUCGGGCCGUUCGGGUUCCUCUACUCGUCCGACCUGGACGGCGCGCGCUCAGCCGCGUUUAGGGGAAACUUUGGGCUGCGCGACCAGCGGAUGGCGCUCGACUGGAUCCACCGGAACAUCGAGGGCUUCGGCGGCGACAGCGACCGGAUCACGAUUGUGGGCCAGAGCGCCGGUGGAUACGCGAUCCACGCCCAGCUCAAUGCGCAGACGCACUACAACAUCCCGCCGCUGUUCGCGCGCGCGAUCGUGCAGUCUGGUCCCCUGGCGGACCGGCACGUGUGGUCCAUCCACCGGCUGGACCUGAUCUGGGCCAAGAUGGUCAAGGAGGCGGCGGCGCAGGCCGAAGCCGCGCUGCCCGAUACCCCGCAGGAGCGCAUCGACUCGUUGCGCGCCGUGUCGGCUGCAAAGCUCAUCGAGCUCGGCAUCGUCCACUGUAAAGUGUCCACCUGGGGCGUGUUCCACGACGGCGCGUUCGUGCCCCCAGAGAUCUACCACCACGACGGGACGUUCCGCGAGGCGAAGCCCAAGGUCGAGGCGCUAAUCCUCGGCGACGUCGCCGACGAGCGGAGCGUGUUCCUCCCGCGUGCCAAGCGACGGGGCAAAGCGCCGCUGCUCCACGCGCUGCGGACCCUGCUGUCGCCCGAGGACGCAGCCAAGGUCGAAGCAGCGUACAAGCUCGACCAGGAGCUGUCUGUCGACGAGCUUACAGUACAGAUGUCGUACGCGGCGCAGGACAUGCGAUACCUUUACCCCGGGGACGCGCUGGCCAAGGCCUGGCCCAGCGCGAUACGGUACCACAUCUCGCUGCCCAACACGUUUGAAGAAGCCGGGCGCAGCUACAAGGGCAUGGCGCACCACUCGAUCGACGUGAUGUACCUGUUCCGCAACUACAACAAGUUUUUCACCGAGCGAGGCAUGACCACCCACACGGCCGUGUCGGACGCGAUGGGCCGCGCGUGGCUGCUCUUCAUGCACGGCGGCGAGCCGUGGGAACACAGCGCGCGGCAGGGGGCGCACUUUGGCGCGCGCGGCAUGGAGGUUGUGCCGCGCGACAAGGUCAAGGAGAAUGAGGAGGAGGACCGCCGGCUCGCGCUCUGGUCGAACCUGGGGCUCGUCACAACUGGCCGUGUCGCCAACGUCUGGAUCUCGGAGGAGAACGACAGGGUGGAUGCGGGGGAGGCGUUUGUGCCGUAGCGGAGUGUCUGGCAUGCAUUGUAGUAGUCGGAGCGGCAGUCGGUGCUCACAUGCCCAAGGCACAGCGAUAUCGGCAACUCCGGGUGCGGGGGAGUUCCGCAGCAAGCAGGCAGCGAUAUCAAGAGUGGGCCGCCCCACUGUAUCUAUGCGUCGCCAAAGUCGCGUGUGACGGACGCCGUCCGACA
Molecule: messenger RNA, 1933 nt
Organism: Vanrija pseudolonga
Lineage: Eukaryota; Fungi; Basidiomycota; Tremellomycetes; Trichosporonales; Trichosporonaceae
Product: Para-nitrobenzyl esterase
Exons: 4
Coding region: 6-1748 (580 amino acids)
Molecular function (GO): serine hydrolase activity
Source: RefSeq, a predicted model, not a curated record